CUCCGCCUCCCGCUCGCAGCCUUCCCGCCAAACUCAUGCCCAAUCAGAACGCACCACAAACUGGGAGUCCCAUGUGAGCCAAUCAGAAGCGGGAUUCUAGACUCCGCCCCACCCCACGGGGCUCUGCACCAAUGGGCAUCGGCGGCGGCGGCGGCGUGGGGUACACGGCGACGUGCGGGGGCUCGUCUGAGGAGCGCGAGGCUUGGCGUCGGCAGUUGAGCGCAGCGGCGGCGAGAGCGGUUGCGGUCGGUGUAGCGGCGGCGGUUGAGCUCAGCAUGGUACGGAUGGACGGAGCGGGAGGGCGCGCGGGCCAGGAGGCCUGGGGGCCGUGCUCCUGGUAGCGGGGCUCAUACCGAGGACGCUGGAGAAGCCCCGUGUGGCUUCUGGUGUGAAUCACGCGCGACCCGAACAGAGGCUGAGAAAGAGAAACUGCGAAGGCAGAGGCGUAGUUGCCAAGAGCACCGACGUCCGAGGGCCUCGGCGGCCAGCGCGCCUUAGCAUGUGGGCCCAGGGCUCAGAGGAGGCAGGCAGUCCCAGGUCCAGCCCCCGGGGCGCGGACAGUGGGCAGUGCCGGGCUCCAGAGGUUGGGGGGCGCGUGCUCGGGAAGGAGGUCAUCUACCGAGAACCGGGGGCACAGGAUUCGGUCUGCGGGAGCUUUGGGAGAGGAAAUGGAGCCAGGGACAGGAAUGUCAUUACCCACACUUCAGGGCUCCGGGCGAGGACGGCGGUGCGCUUGCCUUUCUGCGGAGAAUGAUUUCCCCGAGCGAUUCCUUUCAUUGUUAGUCAGGUGGACAUGGCCUCUACUGACCACGGAGCUCCCCAGCCGCACUUUGUAAAUGAAGACAUUGGGUCACAGAGCUGACCCCGAACACACUGGGGCUGGGCAGGCAAGAGUAACAGAGGCAUGCUGUGAAAUACAGCCGUUGUGGAUUCAAAGCGAACACCGAGCGUGUGAAAACCGUGUGGCUGGGUGGAUUUCAAAAGCCUUCCAGGGCGCUGUUAGAGUCUCCCCUGGAAGAGUGAGCGCUCUGGCACUGGAGGAGGUCUUUCCAGAGCCCAUUGCUUCCCUCCGGAAUGAGGUGCAGGGACUGCUGACUCACGUUGAUCUCUGACAUGGUGCUUGUGUGACAGAAACAGGACUAAGCUCCUAGGACUGUAAGUUAGAAUCUACGGUGGGCGGCACUCCUCAGAUCUCACUUGAUCUCUAUAUAUUUGUUCGGAUGAUGUGUCUAAGAUCAGCCAGACGGUUAGGGAAUAUAGAGUUACAUUCCCAGCAGGAAAUAGAGAGUAUAUUCAAAAUACUUAAUAGGUACUGUGAGUGCAAUCUGUUAGAAGAUAGUACUUAUAAAGAUGGGGGCAGGGUUUGCGGAAACCACCAAAGGACAGCGCAGUGUCCCAGCACGUGGCGUUCUGGGAGCCAUUAAUCCUAGGCUGUAAGGAGUGAGCGGCAGCAGCGUGUACAAGGAGCUGAGUGGGUGGGUUCCUGACGACCGCUGAUUGCCCACAGUCUGAGCCCUUGAAAAGAACCUAAGGCAGCCGGGCAGAGAGGGAGUCAGGAGCAAACAGCCUGGCUGCACCUUCCUCUAAGCUCCAUCUCUUGCUGCUGACUGACACGGGCCAAAGCAACCAGAAGCUAGGGGGCACAGGUCAGCCUGGACACAGAGCUGGACAGAGAACAGAGGGGAGACCUAGAGGGGCAGGUGGAACCGUGACUUAGGUCCUGUCCACUUUUCCUUUCCCAGCUACAUUACAGCUUAUCCUUUGGUCAGGACACGCUGAAAUGGGUCUCUUCUUCAGAGAAGUACUGGGACCAGCCGUAACAUGGAGUUUGUUACUGACAUUAGAUGGGUUGGAAGUUUUAAAGUCACUGAAUUUACCUAUGAUAGCAAACACAUAGGCUUUGGGGCUAAUUCUGGCGCUAUCAGCUCAGGUGCUUUGGAGCAAGCCAGUUUUCACAGGGUUAAAGGGUCACAUAAGGCUCCUUGAAAACAAGGCUUCAGAAAGCCUGAGACACUCUGAGGCACUUAAAAACACUGAGUCAGGGCUGCGUGCCGCGCGGAGGGCACUGCCGGGUCCCCGGGCCUCACUCUGCUCUGCUUCCAGCGCGAGUGCAUCUCCAUCCACGUGGGGCAGGCGGGCGUCCAGAUCGGCAACGCCUGCUGGGAGCUGUACUGCCUGGAGCACGGCAUUCAGCCCGACGGCCAGAUGCCCAGCGACAAGACCAUCGGCGGCGGCGAUGACUCCUUCAACACGUUCUUCAGCGAGACCGGGGCCGGCAAGCACGUGCCCAGGGCCGUGUUCGUGGACCUGGAGCCCACCGUGGUCGACGAGGUGCGCACGGGGACCUACAGGCAGCUCUUCCACCCGGAGCAGCUGAUCACCGGGAAGGAAGACGCGGCCAACAACUACGCCCGUGGCCACUACACCAUCGGCAAGGAGAUCGUCGACCUGGUCCUGGACCGCAUCCGCAAACUGGCGGACCUGUGCACGGGCCUGCAGGGCUUCCUCAUCUUCCACAGCUUCGGGGGCGGCACCGGCUCGGGCUUCGCGUCGCUGCUCAUGGAGCGGCUCUCGGUGGACUACGGCAAGAAGUCCAAGCUGGAGUUCGCCAUCUACCCGGCGCCCCAGGUCUCCACGGCCGUGGUGGAGCCCUACAACUCCAUCCUGACCACGCACACGACCCUGGAGCACUCGGACUGCGCCUUCAUGGUGGACAACGAGGCCAUCUACGACAUCUGCCGGCGCAACCUGGACAUCGAGCGGCCCACGUACACCAACCUCAACCGGCUCAUCGGGCAGAUCGUGUCCUCCAUCACGGCCUCCCUGCGCUUCGACGGCGCCCUCAACGUGGACCUGACCGAGUUCCAGACCAACCUGGUGCCCUACCCCCGCAUCCACUUCCCCCUGGCCACGUACGCCCCGGUCAUCUCGGCCGAGAAGGCCUACCACGAGCAGCUGUCCGUGGCCGAGAUCACCAACGCCUGCUUCGAGCCGGCCAACCAGAUGGUCAAGUGUGACCCUCGCCACGGCAAGUACAUGGCCUGUUGCAUGCUGUACCGGGGGGACGUGGUCCCCAAGGACGUCAACGCGGCCAUCGCCACCAUCAAGACCAAGCGCACCAUCCAGUUCGUGGACUGGUGCCCGACCGGGUUCAAGGUGGGCAUCAACUACCAGCCCCCCACGGUGGUCCCGGGGGGAGACCUGGCCAAGGUGCAGCGGGCCGUGUGCAUGCUGAGCAACACCACGGCCAUCGCCGAGGCCUGGGCCCGCCUGGACCACAAGUUCGACCUCAUGUACGCCAAGCGCGCCUUCGUGCACUGGUACGUGGGGGAGGGCAUGGAGGAGGGCGAGUUCUCGGAGGCCCGGGAAGACCUGGCGGCGCUGGAGAAGGAUUACGAGGAGGUGGGCGUGGACUCGGUGGAGGCGGAGGCCGAGGAAGGGGAGGAGUACUGAGGGGGGGGCGCGGCCGCAGCCCCGCACCCGGUCCCCCCGACGGCCCCUUCGCAGAUGUUUCCCUAUUAAAGUUUUUGUGUUGAGCAUCA
This is a messenger RNA of Capra hircus (goat), 3542 nucleotides long. Its product is annotated as tubulin alpha-3 chain. The record is from RefSeq and is a predicted model, not a curated record. Bases 2206 to 3453 code for a protein of 415 amino acids. Gene Ontology annotation, biological process: microtubule cytoskeleton organization; mitotic cell cycle. Gene Ontology annotation, molecular function: structural constituent of cytoskeleton; GTP binding. NCBI's taxonomy places the organism in Eukaryota, Metazoa, Chordata, Mammalia, Artiodactyla, Bovidae. The transcript has 4 exons. Gene Ontology annotation, cellular component: microtubule; cytoplasm.